Pipra filicauda (Wire-tailed manakin) is the source of this 785-nucleotide messenger RNA. It is a transcript of the gene GNPNAT1, whose product is annotated as glucosamine-phosphate N-acetyltransferase 1. Gene Ontology annotation, cellular component: endoplasmic reticulum-Golgi intermediate compartment; Golgi apparatus; endoplasmic reticulum. The record is from RefSeq and is a predicted model, not a curated record. The transcript has 6 exons. Bases 83 to 655 code for a protein of 190 amino acids. Gene Ontology annotation, molecular function: monosaccharide binding; glucosamine 6-phosphate N-acetyltransferase activity. NCBI's taxonomy places the organism in Eukaryota, Metazoa, Chordata, Aves, Passeriformes, Pipridae. Gene Ontology annotation, biological process: UDP-N-acetylglucosamine biosynthetic process.
GGGAGGGAACCCCUCCAAAAGGUCGCGUGUGAGGUGAGGGGACGCCCCCGAGGGGCCGUGUGUGAGAUCCCCUGCCACAGCCAUGAUGCCGGUGGCCACCGUGAUGCCCGACGACACGCCCAUGUUUGACCCCAGGAUUCUGCACGAGCUGGACUGGAGCGAGAACACGACGACGUUUUCUCCCGCUAUUUCUCCGCUGAAUCCGGGGGAUGGGCUGGUUCUGAGACCGCUUUGCACAGCUGAUUUAAACCGAGGCUUUUUCAAGGUUCUGGGUCAGCUGACAGAAACUGGAGUUGCAAGCCCAGAGCAGUUUAUCAAAACCUUCGAGCACAUGAAGAGAUCGGGAGAUUAUUACGUUACCGUCGUGGAGGACACAAACCUUGGACAGAUCGUUGCUACAGCAACGCUGGUUAUAGAACAUAAAUUCACUCACUCCUGUGCCAAGAGAGGGAGGAUAGAAGACGUGGUGGUCAGCGGGGAGUGCAGGGGGAAGCAGCUUGGAAAACUAUUAAUAUCCACCCUCACCUUGCUAAGUAAGACACUGAACUGUUACAAAAUCACGCUGGAAUGUCUGCCCAAAAACGUGGAUUUCUACAAGAAGUUUGGCUAUUUGGUAUCUGAGGAAAACUACAUGUUUCAACGGUUCUUUAAUUAACAACUUCCAGGUGGUAAAAGACUGUUGGUGGAGGAGCUUGUGCUCCAAACAUUCUCUUCGUGGAAAACUUAUAUAGUUUAUGGCUGCAAAUAUAAUGAUCCCUAUAAAUAAUGAACAUCAAAUGUGUAAA